AUGGGUCAUUGCCGCUUGGCUAUCAAUGACUUGACUCCUGACGGCAAUCAACCUAUCCACAGUGAUGAUGACGUCGUUCAUGCAGUGGUCAAUGGCGAGAUCUACGACCAUGAUCGCAUCCGAGAAGACUGCAGAGCAAAAGGCUACGUAUUCAAGGGACACAGUGACAGUGAAGUGAUUCUUGCGUUAUACAAGGCUUUCGGCGCACCUCGGUUUCUAGAGCAUCUCCGAGGAGAAUUCGCUUUCGUGCUUUACGACGAGACGGCGGGAAAAGUCAUCUUGGCGAGAGAUCGAUUCGGCAUCAAGCCAUUGCUGUGGACUGUUGUCCGGCAGACUGAUGGUGGUACCAGGCUUUUGGUUGCCCCAGAAGCAAAAGCUUUCCGACCUUUGGGAUGGAAGCCGCAGUGGGAUGUCGGUGCGAUCGUGGAUGGUGGAUGGAUGCAAGACGGAAGAUCAUUAUUCAAGGGAGUCAAGAAAGUGCCCCCGGGGCACUGGAUGGAGAUAUCGAGAGACGGCGUGAUGCAGAUACACCAGUACUGGGAUGCUGAUUAUAAAGACAAAACGGAGGGAGAAAACCGGAGCGUUGACGAGAUGGUCCAGGGUCUGCGAGACGAGCUGACAGAAUCAAUUCGUCUCCGCUUGAGAGCUGAUGUUCCGAUUGGCAUUUACCUUUCGGGGGGUAUCGACUCGUCUCUGGUUGCCGGGAUAGUAACUCACUUGGUACGAGAUGAGGGCAUCAAAAUUGGCAACAAAGACGCGACAAGCCGGAUCAGCUGUUUCACAAUUCAAUUCCCCAAGGAAUCUGGAUUUGAUGAAAGCGACAUUGCCGAGCGAACAGCAGAGCAUCUUGGCGUCCAGAUUUUAAAGAAGCAGAUUGACGAAAAUGAGUUGGCAGAGAACUUUGCCGACUGCGCUUAUCACUGCGAGCAUCACCACUUCGACUUAAACUGCGUCGGAAAGUUUGCUCUCUCGACCUUGCCGAAUGCAAACGGAGUCAAAGUUGUGUUAACCGGGGAGGGUGCCGACGAACACUUUGCCGGAUACGCAUUCUUCCCUCCAGAUUUGCUUCGCGAGCCCGACCUUUCUAUGCCAGACUCGCCGCUGGUUGCCGACUCGCAGCUCAGAGAAAACAUGCAAAGAUCCACCGAGCGGGAUAUCAAGAUGCUCAUUCCUCGGGCUGGCGCUUUUGAGCACGGUUGGGAGGCAACAGCAGCUCUCCAAAAGGUUAACAAUACCAUUCUUCCUCCAUGCAUCCUGGCAUGGCACCCUACCCUUGACUUAUUCGCCCCCUGGGUGCGGGAGGACAAGCGAUGGGCCGACCUUGACUGUAAGGAUGUCAUAGUGAAAUCCUUCAAGCCGGCGACAUUGCAAAAGAUGCAGAGGAAGUGGCACCCGCUACAUACAGCUCAGUACAUAUACAGUAAGGGCCCGCUACCGAAUAUCCUGCUAAGCUGUCUCGGUGACUUGACGGAGAUGUCUCAUAGUGUGGAGGCCAGAACGCCGUUCCUCGACCACAAGCUAACAGAAUACGUCAACAACUUACCGCCAAGUCUCAAGAUGGCUUACACACCCGACAAGGUAACCCCUGAGCGACACCAAGGUCCUUGGUGGGAAGGUAUCGGCGUCGCGUCACAGGCGUUGACCGAGAAGUGGAUCCUUCGAGAGGCAGCUAAACCAUUCAUUCUGAAAGAGUUGUAUGAGCGGCAAAAGCAUCCGUUCACAGCCCCUAUCAAGUGGCCUAGAGGCGGACCGCUUCACAACAUGCUUCUGAAUACCCUGACUAGAGAUAGAGUGGAGAAUCUCGGCUUCGUGGAUUAUGAUGCGGUAGAGGAUGCCCUUGAUCGUGGCUUUGGUGAGAAGGCAGAUGUCAAAGCUUUUAGGAUUUUACUUUUUGUUGCUGCUUGGGUGACGUUAGGUGAACGUUUGGGAAUCCCAAAAGCCUUCCUGCAAGAUUGGUGUUAG
Molecule: messenger RNA, 1962 nt
Organism: Colletotrichum paranaense
Lineage: Eukaryota; Fungi; Ascomycota; Sordariomycetes; Glomerellales; Glomerellaceae
Product: asparagine synthase
Exons: 3
Coding region: 1-1962 (653 amino acids)
Cellular component (GO): cytosol
Molecular function (GO): asparagine synthase (glutamine-hydrolyzing) activity
Source: RefSeq, a predicted model, not a curated record